This is a messenger RNA of Oncorhynchus nerka (sockeye salmon), 7699 nucleotides long. RefSeq names its product pleckstrin homology-like domain family B member 2. Bases 169 to 3870 code for a protein of 1233 amino acids. Gene Ontology annotation, molecular function: protein binding. Lineage: Eukaryota; Metazoa; Chordata; Actinopteri; Salmoniformes; Salmonidae. Gene Ontology annotation, biological process: regulation of microtubule cytoskeleton organization. The transcript is spliced from 19 exons. The record is from RefSeq and is a predicted model, not a curated record. Gene Ontology annotation, cellular component: basal cortex.
AUGACAAUCCGCAAGUUUCAUUCCACCAAUAAUGCUACAGUCUUCUUUUGGACUUGUGAAUAUUCUGUCGAGAGUCGAGACCUUAAUGGCACCGAAGAACCCCCCCAACGAACAGUGUCUCGCACUGUAAAGAGAUGCCCUCCUCGUAAUUAGAUUAAUUUGCCAUUAAUGUCCAUUUCGGGAGUUAUAACUGAAGCUUGCAGUUCGACUUCAACAAUGGACUCAGACACAAGCAGCUGUACAGAGAGCCAGUCCCAGGCAGAGUCUGAUCAGCAAGUUCUAGCUACACCCAUGAGGCCACCAAUCAACCUGAUAGAGACUGGAGGAAGCCUGAAGGUACAGACGACCACACCUCACCUGGUUGGCCUGGGCAGUGGUCGGCUCAGUGUUGCCAUUACACUUAUGCCCCUAAAUGAAGGUGUGACCCGAAUUGGCCGAGAGGAUGCGUCCGUACCCCAAGACAUCACUAUUGAGGGCCUGGGUAUAGAGGCAGAGCAUUGUCGUAUUAUAAACAGAGGAGGAGUCAUCACCCUUCACCCUUCCGGAAACCUGUGCUCACUUGAUGGAGUCCAUGUCUCAAAGCCAACAUUGCUGACACAAGGAUUCACACUCUGUCUGGGUAAAUCCUACUUCUUCCGCUUUAACCACCCUGAGGAGGCCAGACGUAUGAAGAGCAUGCAGCCCCAGAAGAGUCCUGUCGCCACUAUGGGCUACAGCUCAGACUGUGUAAAGACUGAGCACAGCAAUGGCGGCUCAGUGGGUGGCACCAUGAUGAGAGGCUCCCGAUCGAAGGCGGAGCUGCAGGACCUGAUGGAGACUCUGCAGCGGCGGAAGAGUGCUCUAGAGGCUAGCCUGAGGGCCAGCGCAGAAUCUACCCGUACCUACCUCAGCCUGCCUCCUCCCAGCCCCCUGUCCCCCACGCCCCCCAGGAGUGCCGAGCGCCCCCCCUCCUCCAGAGGCCUCCCCUACAUGACCAGUAGUAGCAUGCCCCCCUCCCCUCGCCAGGGUGAGCGUCCUCUCAGCCCCAAACCGCCAUACACCCGCUCACGCCACCAAUCACAGGACAGCCUGCUCCUCUCUAGCUCCUCUGACAGGCAUUGCCCAAAUGUAGCCAGUUCUCUCCUAUCCAUGUGGAAUGGUUCCUCUUCCUAUGGGGAGCCUGCACACAGUCCUCCUCAGGGCCACAGUGGGGCGGCCAGCAUGCCCUCCAGCCCUCGCCUAGGUCGCAGGUUCUAUGCCCAGGGCCGGAACGGGGACAAUGGUAUGGACUCUGCGCCACGUCAGAGGAAGUACUCUACAGGGUCACUCAACGGCCUGGGCUCUACCCACAGCCGCUCUCUACCCCGCCUCCACCGGUCGGCAGACUCCACAGCCCUGUCCCUGCCCCCACGCCGCUCCAUGGGCUCCCACAGAGGGGAGAAGGGUUCUGUGUCCCUGUCCUCCAAAACGAGGCGCAGCCUGUCUCCUCUGGAGCGGCCGCCAGACGUAACAGUGCUAGCAACAGCCAGCGUACCGGGUACUCCCCGCAGGGCCAGCCUGGCCUCUCUGGCCUCGCUGGGCUGUGAACUGGAGCAUGGGGGCCUGCGGGGCUCCUCACCCUGCCUGGACCUGGGCUUGGGGGAGAGGAGGCAGUCCUUUGGGAAGGGUGGGCUGGGGCUGAGAUCAAGAAGAGGCAGCAUCAGCUCUCUGAAUGGGAAGGAGGAGCUUACAGACUACCACAAGCACCAGAGAGACGAGAGGCUCAGAGAACAGGAGGUGCAGAGACUGGAGCACCAGCGGCUGGAGACCAUCCUGAGCCUGUGUACUGAGCUGGUCCAGGACCAGGGCGGCUCGGCCAUCUCCGACCUGCAGAAGAUCAACAAGGAGCUGGAGAAGCUGCAGGAGUCUGAUGAUGAGUCAGUGUUCUCCGACUCCCCCGGCAGCGUCAUUGGCACCGCCCCGGAGAACGGUUUUGGCACCAAAGCCCGGGAGUACCAGCUGGCUGAGGUGCGGCAGGUCCGCCAGCGCCGCCACAGUGGGCACAGAGAAGCCAGGGAUGCCAGGGCCCAGUCACCUGCUGUCAGCCUGCGCAGCAUUGUCCCCUCACCCUCCCCUCACCUCAGAGCCAGGCAGCAGGCUACGGAGGACGUGCAUCUGAAACAGGAAGUAACACGUAUCGAGGAAGAGAGGAUCCAGGUGCUGAACAACAUAGAGGAGUUGGAGCAGAAGAUCAAAGACCUGGACAACCAGAUGGAGGAAUCCAUCAGAGAGAUGGAGGUGGAGCGGGCUCUGCUGGAGGGAGAGCAGGACUCUGAGAUGGCCCUGCUACAUAGGGAGAAGGAGGUACUGGACCAACUCAAUGAGAAGAUUGGCAGCAUUGACAAGACUGUCCUCACAGACAAGUCCCAGGAUGUUGAGGUGCUGGAGGCGGAGAGGAAGCGUAAUGAGGACCUGGAGUUCCAGCAGCUGGAAAGAGCGAGUGGUCAGGACGAGGGGAAGGAGGGUCAGACCCAGCAACUACUCAGAGAGAUAGCAGAUUACCAGCGUAGUACUGUCACACGCAAGGAGAGACUCCUGACCCUGAAGAAGCAGUCUACACAGAUUACUCAGCAGUCUCAGCGAGAGAAGGACAGCUUCCUAAAAGAGAAGAACAACCUGCUCCUGAUGGUUCAGAGGGAGAGGGAGAACCUGGCUUCUCUGGAGAGGAAGUAUGCUGAACUGACUGGAGGACAGGCCUUCCCAAACAACCCUGUUGCCAUGAAGGAGCACUUCCGCUUUCUAGAGGAGAGGAGGCGGGGCAGUAAGGAGAACUCCUCCCACCUCAAUGACACUCUGCCACGUAAGAGGAGCCAGCAGGCCCUCAGUCACUACAGCAGCUCUACCCUGGGCCGCAGCCUGUCCCCUAAGUCCCACGUGCCUCUUUCCCAGAGCUCCAGCUGUGGUAGUAUCAUCCCCCGGGGCCUCUCUAUCUCUCCCAGAGUUCUGGAAACCCGACGCCUGCUCAAGGCAGGCCAUAGCCACCUGUACAUGAGUGAGAACAGACAGAGACUGGUUGACCUGUGUAGCAGGACCGUGUCUGAGUCCAAUGUCUUCCUGGACCCCUUCCACUACGCAGACGAUGGCCAUGGCUUUGACACACGCAGUAUGGACAGCUCUGACAGCAUGGAGACCAGCAUCUCUGCCUGCUCCCCAGACAACAUCUCCAGUGCCAGCACAUCCAACGUAGGAAAGAUUAAGGAGAUGGAACGUUUGUUACGAGAAGCCCAGGCUGACAAGCAUCGACUCCUUGAGCACAAGGAGCGUGAGAUGGAGGUGCGUAAGCAGGCCCUGGAGGAGGAGCGGAGGAGGAGGGAGGACCUGGAGAAGAGACUGCAGGAGGAGACCAGCAGGAGGCAGAAAAUGAUCGAGAGGGAGGUGAAGUUACGCGAGAAACAGAGGGCACAGGCCCGGCCGCUGACACGCUACCUCCCUCAGAGGAAGGAUGACUUUGACCUCCAUGGUCACAUCGAGGCAGCUGGACACAACCCAGACAACUGCUACCACCUGGCCAUCACAAAUAAAACCUGCAGAGGGUUCCUGGUCAAGAUGGGUGGUAAGAUCAAGACCUGGAAAAAACGCUGGUUUGUCUUCGACCGGAACCGCAAGACCCUGGCCUACUACGCAGACAAACACGAGGUCAAGAUGAAAGGGGUCAUAUACUUCCAAGCUAUAGAAGAGGUUUACUAUGACCAUUUAAAGAAUGCACACAAGAGCCCCAACCCAUGUCUGACGUUUAGUGUGAAGACUCAUGACAGGGUGUACUACAUGGUGUCUCCCUCCCCUGAGGCUAUGCGCAUCUGGAUGGACGUCAUCGUUACAGGGGCGGAGGGAUACAUGCAAUUCAUGGUCUAAACCAGUGGCGGCUGGUGAUUGGCUGAAUGCCCGGGGCGCGAGGUGGUUGGAGUUGUCAACAAAGCAGCAUGACAUAUGAUGCCAAGUUUUCGAGCUACUGGUAGUUUCUUUGAGAAGAUAUAUAAAGCGAUCUGUGCAUUUGAACAACAUCAUAAAUGACCACUGCUGCAUAUGCUGCCACUGUUUUGAACAGAUUAGAUUAUACUAUUUAGAAUGAGAAGCAGGUCACGAACGAACAAGAACGUAACAAGCAUGCAGAUGCAGUAAGUGAAAACACAUUAUCUAACUGGGGUAAUAUAGCUAAUAUACUGUCACAAAGCAUGAUGCGCUAGCCAGUUCAUUCUGAAUAUUUUCCAUAUUUCCCGAGUUGGAUAUUUAGAAAGACUUGAAAUUGGCAUGGGAGCUAACUACCUAACAGGUUACCAGGUAGCUAUAACUAGCUAGCUGCUUGUCAAAGGUAGAUAACUGGUUAAUUUUAUCAAAAAAAUCUACUAAACUAUUUCUCAAUGUUUAUAAAAAUGACUGUAUCUGGCUUAAUGAAUUUGAUCGUGCUGUUUCAGUUCACACUACAUGUCGCCCUCUCACCUACAAGAGAACCAAAUGAGCAACUUGGGGGGGAAACAAUACAAUUGGCCAGCUACCGUCAUGCUUUUUGUCCUACCAGAUCCCCAAUGAGAAAGUUCUAGCUAGUAUAUCCCUCUGUCUUUCGACACUUGUUGGAUGUAGAUGUCAGGUCCCAGGCUCCAAUGACUGUUAUGGUUAUUUAUUUACAAGUUCAUUACAAUUAGAUUGUUGCUUUGGCGCCAUCUGUACCUGAUAGAGCACACAUCUGUACCUGAUAGAGCACACAUCUGUACCUGAUAGAGCACACAUCUGUACCUGAUAGAGCACACAUCUGUACCUGAUCUGGCGCGAGAGAGCACGCAUUUGAGCGCCCCAGGACAGUCCAUUAACUUUGUACUGUUAUAAUUUAUGCUAAGAAAUCCUGCGAUUUCAUUGGGGCAGUUCUCCCUCAUAGCAAAUAGCUGGCAAAACAAUAUAAGCAAUGUUUGCAUGGCAUAUGCAUCCGCGAGGGACAGAGUAGUAAGUAACUGAACAGCUGGAUUUUUUUUUUUAAAUAGGAACAUGUACACAUUUACUGCACUUUUAUGAGCAUUUAAAACAUAAUUCAUGAAUUAUAUAAUAUAUACUGUAUAUAUUUUUUAUACAAAUAUUUUUUGUUGACCAAUCAUAAUUGGGGCACCGCUCCUAACGCCCUAAUGGGCGGGCCGCUACUGGUCUAAGCAACCCCCCAUCCUGACCACAGACUCUCAGAUGACUAACAAACCAUUUGUAAGUCGCUCUGGAUAAGAGCGUCUGCUAAAUGACUUAAAUGUAAAUGUAAAUGUAAACAGGGAAUAGUCCCAUCGGUGCCUAAAAGACAAGUUGACUGGUCAGGUUUGAGAACCUCUGUGACCCUUCUGGUUUUUACCUUUGUAACCACUUUUAUGUCCGUCUUACUUCAGUGAGCCCAGCUCUCUCCUCCUCUUCCGGAUUCUGCUGAUGUAAUGGUCAUCUGAUACUUCUCAGUCUAGCAGGGAAGGACUUCCUCUGGAGGAGUGGGUGCCCAGUGCCGCUUGUUCAUUCGGAAAGGACUUACUCAGACGAUUCUGAUACUUAUCGCUUUAUGUUUGGAGAGGAGCCUUUUGGCACCUUAACAUGGUUUACCCUCAUGAUAUUUCAGGACUGUUAAUGACCCAGAGUCUAUGUCUGAGGUGUAUUAUGUAGUCUGAUAGGCUCACAGUGUACUAGAGAUUACUGCCCAUUCAGGACAAGAUACUACUCUUCCAUUGUGGCGUAGUGAGAUUACACAUUGAAUCCUUUAAAGUAGUAUAUAUUAUUCAGUAGAAUCAUAGGAUUGAGGCUGCCAUUGGAUAUAAUAUUAUAAUAUAUGCCAUUUCACAGACGCUUUUAUCCAAAGCGAUUUACUGUCAUGCAUGCAUGUAUUUUACGUACGGGUAGUCUGGGAAUCAAACCCAUUACCCUGGCGUUGCAAGGCCCAUGCACUACCAAUUGAGCUAACGCCUUUACUUCUCUGGGUUGAGAAGAGGACCAGGGUCUGGUUUCCCAAAAGCAUCUUAAGGCUCAAUGGUUCUAAAGAUGAAUUUAGCCUUAAGAUGCAUUUGGGAAACCGGGACCAGAUUGAUUUAAGGAACACAAGCUGUCCCAUCCUUUUCAUCAUCCAAAUUGAGCUGGCUGUUGAUUGGUCAACCAAAGCUCUCCCUCUGUUUUCCUUCCAGCUGGACAGUCUCUUUUUUUCCCCUCAAACUCUCCCUCUUUCUCCGGGGCCAAACCCUCCGAGACUGUCUAGCAUCUGCACAGACUGAGAGGACAAUAUGUCCCUCCAGUGGAAAACCCAAGGUGAUGCACAUCACCGAUGUGUGUCCUUUGUAUCCUGCUGUUGCUUAGGAACGUGGAGAUAACAGGGGAAACCCUGAAACAUCAGGGACUUGAAGGAUUUGAAAGUACCUCUCUCAGCACUAUGUACCAAAGACAUACCAUGUCUGUAUUUAAUAUGGAAAUCAUGGAAAUGGAACCUUGAGGCUCCACAAAGGGCUACUUACCAGGUGUGGAAGGCAUUGACUGUGUGUGUGUGUGUGUACCUUUCGUGUGUGCCAUACAGCUAAAAUAAGUUAGCAAAAACAUUCCAGGACACUUACAGUACUAGUUCAAAUGAAAUGUUUUAAUGGAGCGUGGCAUUGUAUAUUGUGCCUUCAUGUGAGUUGUGUUUUAUGACAUGUAGAGUAGUAUCAUGUUGCCAGUGGAUGGGUGCAGCUCCCUACCCGAUCAAUGGGCUCAUUCAUUUCUGAAAGAUUGAGAAGCGUUGCGUCGUGCCUAAGAACAGCCCUUAGCCGUGGUAUAUUGGCCAUAUUUCACAAACCCAGAGGAGCUUAUUGCUAUUAUACACUGGUUACAAACGUAAUUAGAGCAGAAAAAUUCAACGUUUUGUCAUACCCGUGGUAUACGGUCUGAUAUACCAUUGCUUUCGGCCAAUCAGAAUUCAGGGCUCAAACCACCCAGUUUAUAAUUUGAGUUAUUACACAGUCGCUAUAAAACCUGUGCAUUACUUGGAUAUUCUUAUUACUUUUUGGGUCACAAAUAAUGGCACAUUAAUUUAUAUUAGUUUAAUUUUCUUUUUGUUUUUUAACAAAUAUAUUCAUAUUUGUCAGUGGUAUGUGCAUGUUGAACAUACAAAUCAGCUAUUUGUGUGAAACCAAAGAGCAAUGCAAUCUGCAGUAUUCUAGGGAGAUUAUAUGAAGUUAUGGAAAAAAGAAAAUGAGAUUCUACUUAUUUGACCCAGGUAUCUUAGCUGAUAUAUUUGUAAUUAUGACAAUGUUCUGAUAAUUGUAAGAUGUAAUGAUACUGAAAUGGCUCCCUCAUUCACCAUGAAGUCACAGGUAGAACGUAGUAGCAAGGUCCCUGACUGUCAACGAGGUGACUGCGGGAGUGUUAUGAAGAGGUGCGUGAUGAAGAGGUGACUGCGGGAGUGCACACGAGACCAAUACACUUCUCUGACAGUGUUGAGGAGGUGACUGACAAGCUCUCUGUGACCAGUUGUCCUUUAAUAAAGGAGGAUCCCCUAUGUGCUCAGUCUGUGUGACUACACAAUACAGGCACACUUUUCAGGUAUUUUCCAUGUAUAAGUUACCAAGGAGACAACUCAACAUAACUGCAACACUUUUUUGAUGCAUUUUAAAUAUAUAUUUUGCAUUUUUAUAUGAACAGUGUUAUUGUUAAUCCUGCAUGUUUUUUUAAACAAAUGUAAGAAUAAAUCAUAUAUGUUUACUAA